AUGGCUUCUCCUCCCCACCCCGUCCUCUGCACCCUGCUCCUCCUGCUGCUCCUCCGCAAUGCCGCCGGCGCCGCGGCCGCCUCCUCCGCGGUGAACCCCUUCACGGCCAAGGCGGCCUUCAUCCGCUACUGGAACCGCAAGGUGCCCAACAACCGCCCCCACCCGCCCUUCUUCCUCUCCAAGCUCUCCCCGCUCUCCGCCGCCGACGCCGCGUCCUUCCCCUCCUCCCUCGCCGACAUCCGCGCCCGCCUCCCCACGCUCUGCUCCAAGGCCUCUCUGCUAUGCCCCUCCUCUCACGUCGCAUCGCUCGCCGCCCGCAAGGGCCCCUUCAACAGCUACAACAACGCCAACUUCACCAACUACGGCUCCGGCGCCGCCACUGGCACCGACGGCUUCACCAACUACUCCCCCGACGUCAACAUCGCCGUCGACUCGUUCCGCCGCUACGGCCGGGACUCGUCGGGCCGGGCCGACACGUUCACCACCUACGAGGCCAACGGCAACGUCGUCACCGCCAACUUCACCUCCUACGCCGGCGGCGCUACCGGCGGCUCGGGCUCCUUCACCGCCUACGCCGAGGAAACCAACGCCCCGGACUCCAAGUUCACCAACUACGACGCCGGGGCCAAUGGCCGGGCCCGCGGCUUCACCACCUACUCCCACGAGGCCAACACCGGGGCCAACAGCUUCGCCGGCUACGGCAAGAGCGGCAACCGCCUGCGGGAGACCUUCACCUCCUACGGCAACGAAACCAACGUCCUCAGCUCCGGCUUCGCCAACUACGGCGAGUCAGCCAACGGCGCCACCGACACCUUCACCGGGUACGGCGCCGAGGGGAACGUGCCCGAGAACACGUUCCGGAGCUACGGCGCCGGCGGCAAUGCCGGGGUGGACACGUUCAAGGGGUACCGCGAGGACGCCAACGUCGGCGCCGACAGCUUCACCUCCUACGCCAAGGCCGCCAACGGCGGGGCCGCCGAGUUCCGGAGCUACGGCGGCUCGGGUAAUCAGGGCAGCGUCGACUUCAAAGGCUACGGCGAAGGCACCAACCCCAACCACCACAUUGAUUUCACGGCGUACGCCGGAGACAACACCACAUUCAAGGGGUACGCCAAGACCGGCGUCGACUUCAAGGAGUAUCACAACACGUCCGGCGGCGCGGCGACAGCAAUGCUCGCCGAGGCGGCCACAUCCAGUCACCAGCAUAUGAAGUGGUCACCGGAGCCAGGCAAGUUCUUCAGGGAGCGGGAGCUCGUGGCCGGGAACCGAAUGCCGAUGCCGGACAUCAGGGACAAGAUGCCACCCAGGGCAUUCCUGCCGAGGGACCUCGCCAUGAAGAUACCAUUCCAACCGAAUGCCGUGUCGGACGCAUUCAUGGUGCCUCUGGACACGGCGAUGGGGAAGGCGGUGGCGUCCACGGUGGCCGAGUGCGAGCGCCCACCCAGCCAGGGCGAGACCAAGCGGUGCGCGACCUCGGCCGAGGACAUCGUGGACUUCGCUGUCGAGAUGCUCGGCAACGACAUCGUCGUGCACAGCACGGCCUCCACGGCCGGCAGCGGCGGGGACAUCAGGCUCGGCAACGUCACCGGAGUCCACGGCGGCAAGGUGACACGGUCCGUGUCGUGCCACCAGAGCCUGUUCCCGUACCUGGUCUACUACUGCCACUCGGUGCCCAAGGCGCGGGUGUACCAGGCUGACAUCAUGGCCGCCGACUCCGAUCAGAAGAUCAACCACGGCGUGGCCAUCUGUCACGUCGACACUUCGGACUGGAGCCCGACUCACGGGGCCUUCAUCGCGCUCGGCGGAAAGCCCGGCGAGACCGAGGUCUGCCACUGGAUCUUCGAGGGCGACAUGACGUGGACAGUCGCAGAUUGAUGCCAUGACAACAGGUCAAUCGACUGAGUUCUCUUACUGCUAAGCUUUAUAUUUCUUCUUCUGCAACCUCAAGGGUUUAAGAAUUGCUCACUCUGUGUAGUAGAAAAGGGUUGGUUCACUGUAAAUCCUAGAAAUUUGGGUGAGUCGUGGGUAAUUUGAUCUGCUUGAUCAAAUUGGCAUUUGCUGUGUUGUGGUAAAGCAAAGGAGUUCUAUAAAAUCUGGAUCAGAUUCUUACUUGACUAA
This is a messenger RNA of Lolium rigidum, 2118 nucleotides long. Its product is annotated as BURP domain-containing protein 12-like. Lineage: Eukaryota; Viridiplantae; Streptophyta; Magnoliopsida; Poales; Poaceae. The record is from RefSeq and is a predicted model, not a curated record. The transcript has a single exon. The coding region runs from base 1 to 1875 and encodes 624 amino acids.